Molecule: messenger RNA, 1950 nt
Organism: Lemur catta (Ring-tailed lemur)
Lineage: Eukaryota; Metazoa; Chordata; Mammalia; Primates; Lemuridae
Gene: SNX15
Product: sorting nexin 15
Exons: 8
Coding region: 252-1034 (260 amino acids)
Molecular function (GO): phosphatidylinositol binding
Source: RefSeq, a predicted model, not a curated record
CUCUGCACCCUGGGGCAUCCAUGAUGGUCACAUGGUUUGCGCUUCACUGAUGACAGGGAACUUUUCAGACGCUCCCUUGGCCGUGCGCCCGGGCCGAGAACGGCGAUGUCACUUGCGAGCAGCUCCCUGGGCCGGAGGAAGGAGGGCGCAGGCCCAGGCUAGGCGGCGGCUGUCGGAGGCCGGCCCGGAGGGGUGGGGGCGGCGUGGAGGAGGUGGAGGUUGGCGGUCACCUCCGCUCCAGCUCAGCUGUCAUGUCCCGCCAGGCGAAGGAUGACUUCUUGCGGCACUACACCGUCUCCGACCCCAGGACCCACCCCAAGGGCUACACCGAGUACAAAGUAACCGCGCAGUUCAUCUCAAAGAAGGACCCAGAGGAUGUCAAAGAGGUGGUGAUCUGGAAGCGGUACAGCGACUUCCGCAAGCUGCACGGAGACCUGGCCUACACCCACCGCAACCUCUUCCGCCGCCUCGAGGAGUUCCCCGCUUUCCCCCAGGCGCAGGUGUUUGGCCGGUUCGAAGCCUCAGUGAUCGAGGAGCGGCGCAAGGGGGCAGAGGACUUGCUGCGCUUCACUGUGCACAUACCUGCGCUCAACAACAGCCCCCAGCUCAAGGAGUUCUUCCGGGGGGGAGAGGUGACACAGCCCUCGGAGGUAUCCAGGGACCUGCACAUCCUGCCACCCCCUCUGAUCCCCACCCCACCUCCUGAUGAGCCCCGACUACCCCAGCCACUCCCUGCAGAAAGGAAGGGCCUUGAGGAGCUGGAGGUGCCAGCGGACCCCCCACCGUCCAGCCCUGCACAGGAGGCCCUGGAUCUCCUCUUUAACUGUGGGAGCGCCGAGGAAGCGUCCAGUUCCCCUGCCCGAGGACCCCUCACGGAGGCUGAGCUUGCCCUAUUCGACCCCUUCUCCAAGGAAGGCUGGAAGUGCAGUUUUCUCAGACCCUGCCUCAUGUCCUUGCCCUGCCGUCGUGGGCAGCUCCAGCAAGCCUCUCACCACUGGAAUCCUCCAGUCUCCCUUCCUCAACCAGACCCCUAAAACCAAGUGUUCAGGUAUCCCAGGCAGUCUUCUGCCUGCCCCAUGGGCAACAGAGGGAGGGCUGCAGGCCCAGCCGGGAGCUGUCCUUCCAUAGGCCCCGGUCUUCUCAGGGCUCUUGUGGAACUCCUCACUUGGAUGAGGCUGGGGAGAUGACCAUCCCCUGCCUCCCCAGGAUGGUGGGGAGUCAUGGUGCUCCCUGUUCCUGUCCCUGCACCUUCCCUUCAAAGGCCUUUGCUCCGUAGAUUUAAGAGAUUUCUAGGUGCCUCACAUGUAAGCUGCAGGGAGGAUGUCUGACCGCCCCCUAGCCAGUACGGGAGGGUAUGAUAAGCCCCUCACUCUGGAAUGUGAGGAUACCUGCAUCCCACUGUCUUCACAUUUGAGGGCCUCAGCUGGAAUUGCAAGACCUCAGGAAAGCCCUGAGAUUCUCUGAAUCCAUUAUUCUAAGAUUAUUCCAAGGCUUGGAGUAUUUUUACCCUUGGCCUGAUGCAGUUGGCCUAGCAUCCUUCAGUUAAACUUUGUAGAGGGAAUCCUUGGAUUUCUAGGUUAACUGGAGUCAGGAGAGAAAUAGGACCAGUGAUCCAGAGCUCAUAAACUAAUGUGUACCUAAAGAAAGAAGUAGGAAGGUAAGGCUUCCUACUGAACCCCACUGACCAAAUAGAUUGUGGCUAGUUUGCUAUACACAGGCAACUUCUGGAUUGCCCAGGAAUCACUCCCCUCUACUGGGGACAGAUACCCUUAUGGGCAAGAGAGGUCUGGGGGUGGGCAGCGGGUCCUGGGAAAGGAAGGGCCAGUCUGGCCUGAGUCCUCUUUAUUUGAUGGCAGCAGGCGCAGGCCCCAGCCCCACCCACAUAGGUGAGCUGGCAUCAGUGGAAGUAGAGUCGGAAAGACUGGACCAGGAACCCUGGGAGCCAGGAGG